Messenger RNA from Cyprinus carpio (common carp), 3275 nucleotides. Its product is annotated as E3 ubiquitin-protein ligase DTX3L-like. The transcript has 11 exons. Bases 194 to 2725 code for a protein of 843 amino acids. NCBI's taxonomy places the organism in Eukaryota, Metazoa, Chordata, Actinopteri, Cypriniformes, Cyprinidae. The record is from RefSeq and is a predicted model, not a curated record.
ACAGCAUAUUGGAUUGUUGUCGUGUGCUACCUCAUGUCGUCACUUUCGCUUUCGUUACUUUCGAUUCAAAAUUAGUCGAGCAGGUUGAAUCGUGCAGUCCAGACGUCGACAGCUCACUUUACACAGUUUACGCUUUUCGUCUGUCGAAGCCGAAGUUUGGUUUCAGUUGCUGUUUGGAGAUUCUAUCGCCAUCAUGUCACAGGAAGUUGAAGAAAUGGAAACUGAAAGCUCUGAACUACAUCAGGCCACUCCUUCUCCCCAUCCUUCACACAGUGAUGAUCCUCAGUUAAUGGACAUUUCUAACGAUCAGGACUAUACAGCAGGCAUUGGAGGUCAAGACUCUAGCCCUCCUUGGGAUGACAUGAAGAACACAACGGGUCAAACACACUUACAGCCAGAGGGUAUCAGUGGCAGUGUAGUCACUAAACAACCUCCAAGAAUCAAUGGACCAGACCUUCACAUGAUGGGACAUGAUAAAAAGAACUUACAGGCAAGCAGUCGUAAAGGUCAAGACUCUGGAUCACCUCUGGAUAAACAGGAGCAUCAAGACAUCACACAAGACACAACGGACAUUUUUAAAAAUGGUGGUGUAAAAACCAAACCAGUGGAUACUGCUACAUUUAAAAUCAAAGUGGACUGGACAGAAUCGUUUCCAGAGAAGUGGGGAAAACAGUUAGAGAUGGCCCUUCAGAGCUGGUUUAUCAAACAGAUAAAACAAGUAAAAGUAUCUGUCAUCAGCAUUAAACUCAUGGAGGAUCAAUCAUGGGCAGAGGUGGAGAUAGAACCAUCAGCAGCUCUAGAAACUAUACAAAGGCACAGGUCUGUAUCUUUGGAUUUUAAAAAUGAAAAUAAGAAAGUGACCGGACAGAUUCAUCUGGAUGAUUCUGUGACUGUAUCACGAAACACCUCCAAGUCGGACAAGAACAGAAUUUCAUCAUCAGAGAUUAAGAAUGCCACGCAUGUGACUUAUGCAGCAUCAGAUGACACAAUCAAUGGUGAAGAUGUUCCAGCUAAUAUUGCUCCAAAUGAAGCUGAGAGCACUAAAACCUAUGAAAUGACCACUGGGAUGUCAACUGGGCUCACUGUCCCCCUCUUUCAGUUCUGGUACAUGCAUCAUAUUUACAGAAAGGAGGUGGAGCAAAUUGAAAAACAACAUGGAGUCUCUAUUUUUGCAGAUGUGUCAGUCACAGUCAAACCAACCACGAACACAAGCCUUGAUUCUGUGGCUAAAGCCUCUGAUGAUUUUCAGAAACUUGUCACUAAAUGUGUGGAUAAUUUUAGCUAUGCUGACAUCAAUCAUAAUGACAUGGAUUCAAAUAUUGUGAAGGAGGCCCUGCAUAACAUAGAGUCAGAGAAGACAAAGAUUAUGUUGACCAGGUCUGCCAAUAAGUGCCUGUUCUUUGGACCGAAGAAACUAAUAGACAUGAUUCAAAGAGAGGUGGGGACAACGAGACUACGCAAACUCAAUGAAAGUCAAAAGGAUGUAGACAACAAUUCUACACAAAGCAAAUCUUUAUUGGACAUGGACACUGAGGACCUUCCAACUCAGUUUGAGAUUGACAAGGUUCAUUGGGAUUUGAUGAAUCUUACUUAUAAUGAACAAAUAUCACAGCUUGAAACAAAGUAUGGAGUGUCUUUUAAUGAAGAAAAUCUGCAGAACAAUUUAACCAUUAAGGUUCAAGCUCGAUCCAAAGGAGGUCAACAUAUUAGUCUUGAAAGUCAUGCCCUCAGAGCUUUAACACAUCUCUACCAGAAACUAGCCUCAGCCGCUGUCAGCUGUGAACUCACAAACCCUACAGAUAAAACUGCUGUGGCCCCAAUAGUAGAGAAACUUCAGCAGCAGCAUUAUUGUGUUGUUGUAGCAGAUGAAUUCAGUCCCUGGAAGCUCGUUGGACUGCCAGAACAUCUCGGUCCUGCCAUUGCUGAUAUUGAGAAGAAACUUCAGAAGAAUGUGUUUAAUGAUGAGAUGAAGAAACUGAUUGGAUACUCAGGUGACAUUCCUCAUGCAAGAGGAAUCAGAUGGAAUCAGACGCCUGAUUAUGGAUCAGGAGCAGUGGGCGGAGCUGUAGGAGAUGAGGGAGUGAAUUUUAGAAGGCAAAGUGAAGCAGAUACUGGUUUCAAUGAAGAAUCAGAAGGAAAUUCUAAACGUGAGAGUAAAGGUGCUAAUGCUGAAGAGGAGAAGUGCACUAUUUGUAUGGACAGCUUCACUGACAAGGAAAAACUGAAAUGCGGGCAUGAAUUCUGUCGGGACUGUAUUAAGUUGUCAGUGGAGAGUCUGGGACCCAUCUGUCCUGUGUGUAAGGAAGUGUUUGGGAUAUUGGAGGGAAACCAACCUGAUGGAACAAUGAACGUAAGACAGAGCAGAUCGAGUCUCCUUGGAUAUCCACAAUGUGGCACUAUUGAAAUCAUCUACAACAUACCCAGUGGUAUUCAAACGAAGAAGCAUCCAAACCCGGGAAAGCCUUAUCGUGGAGCAAAGCGUCAUGUGUACCUUCCAGACAACAAUGAAGGAAAUGAAGUGCUCACACUGCUACAGAGAGCUUUUGCUCAGAAACUGAUCUUUACUGUUGGAACCUCUACAACUUCUGGUUUAGAGAAUGCUGUCACCUGGAAUGAUAUUCAUCAUAAGACCAAUACAUUUGGCGGGCCUCAGAAUUAUGGCUAUCCAGACCCGGACUACCUGAGGAGAGUAAAGGAUGAGUUGAAGGCCAAAGGCAUUGAAUAAAGGUUUAUUUAUAUGUUCUAAAUGCACAUCAAAGCCUAAUAUUUACAAGUUAAUCAUCUAUUGAUUAUUAUAUUGUAAUAUACAUAUUUUAUAUAUAGCACAUUUCAGAAGUAUUUAGACCCUUUACCAGAUUACUGAAAAACAAGCUAUAUAUUGAACUCUUGUUCUGUCUGAAGCAUAUCUUAAAUCUCAGAAUUAAUUAUUAGAGCGUGACAUUGGUUUUAACAAAUUAAAAAACAAAAACAUUGUCUUCCAAAAAUGCAAUGCAAUCUGUCACAAGCUGCCUCUAAAAGUACUUUCCAUUGUUGCUUUUACUUUUAAAAUGUAUUGUUUUUUGUUGUUGUUUUUUUUCUUAGUACAUCCCUCCAUAUUUUAGCUCUUGCUUUCAGAAAGCAAGGACAAGUGUAUCUCUCGGAUCAAAUUCUGAUGAUUAAUAAUAAUGAUUUGUUUCAAUCAUAUAAAAAAAAAAGACCACUUUUUUGGACAAAAUGUAUUGAAGUUCUAACUUUUGGAAAGAUUUUUUUCCUUGUAAAUGAGUCAUCAUAAAUAA